AUGUCGCAGACGGUCGGAAAGACCCGUCUGGCCUAUUCUCGGGCAUGGCACUACGUCGACGCCGGUUCCGACUCUCGAUCUCUCGGUCGACUGGCUUCGUCCAUCGCUCUCGUCCUUAUGGGCAAACAUAAGCCGAUCUAUGACCCUUCGACGGAUUGCGGCGACUACGUCGUUGUUGCCGGCUGCCACGAUCUCCGAACCACCGGCAAAAAGCGUUUCCAAAAGAAAUACUACACCCACACGACCCGCCCUGGUAGCUUGAAGAGCAUGACAAUGGAUCAAAUGUUCACGAAAUGGGGCGGCGGUGAAGUCUUGCGCCGCGCAGUCAAGGGCAUGUUGCCCAAGAACCGGCUGCAGGAGCCGCGGUUGGCCCGUCUGAAAACUUUCGAGGGCACUGCGCACCCCUACAAAGAGAACAUUGUCAAGUUCGGAACCAAGUCGACCAUGGACUACCCCGAGGUCCGAAGUGCAUUUGAGGAAGCCAAGCCUACAGCAUAA
Penicillium diatomitis is the source of this 498-nucleotide messenger RNA. Its product is annotated as mitochondrial 54S ribosomal protein uL13m. The transcript is spliced from 3 exons. NCBI's taxonomy places the organism in Eukaryota, Fungi, Ascomycota, Eurotiomycetes, Eurotiales, Aspergillaceae. Gene Ontology annotation, molecular function: mRNA binding; structural constituent of ribosome. Bases 1 to 498 code for a protein of 165 amino acids. Gene Ontology annotation, biological process: negative regulation of translation; translation. The record is from RefSeq and is a predicted model, not a curated record. Gene Ontology annotation, cellular component: ribosome; mitochondrial large ribosomal subunit.